AUGGAAGAGUACAAAAAAUUGAUCUGGUCCCGCCACAAUCCACGCUCGGAAGGAAAACUCCUCGAACAAGCAUCGAUCGAUUUUGCCGACCAUCACAAUGACAUCUUCAAUCUCCACAUCAAUGAAAUCGAUCCGGUACAUCAGAUCGAUGAAAUAUGCUCUCUGGUGGAUGAAUCCUCCCUCUUCCUGCCCGCAGAAAUGCCAACCGACCCGCGCACCGGGCAGAAAGUACAGCAGCUGGAAGUAAAGUGCACCAAAUCGUUACUCUUCUUCAAUCAAUUUCCCUCCGGUUCGGUGUUGACGCGCGACGAGCAUCAGCUUUGCCUCACGGUACAGAACCGUAUCAACAUGCGCUUACCGUUCAACAGCGCGAAGGAGAAGAAAAACUACGCCCGAUACAUGCAGCUGAUGGUAAAGCUUGCCCCGGAAAAGGAAAUGUUCGAUAGCUUUGUGAAGAAUUACUUCAACACGAACCUGUUGCGCCGUAUGCAAACGAUCGAACCGGAACUGAACGCGCUGGUGGUAAAGGUUUGGCAGGCAAAAGUACGAGAACGGUUGGCGCUGGAGCGUGAGCUAGGUGGCCAGUACGUGCUGAUGACGGUUGUUCCAUUUUUUGGUUGCGCAGAAAACGAGACUAACGUAUUGUUUGAACCUACCGGGGAAGAUGUCCACGAAACUGGGACGGUAAGGAGUCUUUUUACGGAAAAUGUAUUAAAAUCGAUUACGCUUAAAAGGAACGAGCGAGUGCUGGAAGAUUUCACAGCGGAAUGGUGUGCGGUACGGUGUAAGCGGGAUGAACAGAUUGGCAACGUUCGUGCUGUUCUCCAACACCUAAAGGAUGUAGCAUUUGUGAUGCCGGCCGGUGCCUUUACGCUUCUGCUAAAUUAUGCCCAAAACAUGCAGGACCAGUGGACGAUACCGUUCGAAAUUAAGCUGAUCGAGGGGCGGAAGGUCUUAAUCAUGGACAGCAGACAUCCACCGAACAAACUUUCAACCCACGCCAGGAAGGUAAAGGCGUACAAAUUGCUCGUUAAAAGUUUUAUGUCUUUUAAGGGACGAAAACAUCUCCAAGACAAAUCGAAAAGUCCUGUGAAGGAUAUUGAAGAAGAUGCGACGAAAGAAGGGGAAUCAUUCAAACCGCUCCUAUUCGAUGAAUACAUGAGGUCGUUAGCACACAAAACACCACCCUCGGUUGUUAAAGAAAAAAUUCGCGAAAGCAGAUUUUAUCAGGCGUGGAAAUUAAAAGAUCAGUCCAACGAUGAGCACCAUAUGUUGGUAGGCUUUCGGCAGGAUUGUUACGAAUCGUUUCGCAAAAUGCGUGUCUUCAUGAACGUAUCAGUAAAGGUCGAAUAUCAGCCCGAAUUCGGUGCGGAACAGAUGACACUAGCGGAGCUGUUGCAGGAAUGGUGCCGUCAGCUGUUGAGGCCCAAUUCGAAAACGAUGCGAUUGCGUAUCAAUGGUACAACUUCGGCAAUUAUCUCCCAUCGCUAUCUCGAGCUGCGUGACAUCGAGGAAGAACUGCACCGACUGUACAGCGUCAAGCCCUGUAAUUUAAUCACGAAUGUGUGGAAAAUGCUAAAGCUGAUGGGAAAUUUCCCCACCGGACACUAUCUGCUGCAGCGCGAUGGUAAAAGCACCCAGGGUCCUUCGGUGUACGGUCGAAAGGUGAUCGAAAAACCGAGUCAAACGAACAGUGCCGGAGUGUGUCUAAAUUGGGCCGAUCUAUUAAGCCAAAUCCAGUACGAUUGUCCACCGCUGGAGCAGUACGAUUGGAUCCCGAUCGAUAGGUUCGUGAUAACACAACUGCACCGGGUAAAUACAAUCUUCCCGUGCAGUUUUCCACACUGGGCAUCGGUGAGGACGCUCAAUUCCCGCCAGAACCAAAUGAAGCCGAAAGCGGUCACAGAAACGAAACCUACCAGCAAAAAGAAAGCAAGCCCACAAAAAGGCAAACCAGCGGUGGUCAAAGUUCCGACACCAGCGCAGUUGAUGCGCCGGGAGAAGAUGAAGCAACGGAAAAAGCUUGCCAGACAGCAAAAGCUAAAAGCGGAACAGAUCCAACAGUCGCUUAAUCAAUUUGCUCCCUAUGUGGGAUCGGCAAAGCCGGUAGAGGUUAAGGAUGGUGAAGUAACGGGCAAGGACACACUAAUGACGGCGAAAAGUAGCGGUCCAACAGCGGUUGAUUACAGUACGUACGUGGAACAAGCCGCAAUAAAUUCGGAAGAGAAAGAGUAG
Anopheles maculipalpis is the source of this 2235-nucleotide messenger RNA. RefSeq lists its product as uncharacterized. Gene Ontology annotation, biological process: snRNA transcription by RNA polymerase III; snRNA transcription by RNA polymerase II; positive regulation of transcription by RNA polymerase III. The transcript has 2 exons. Gene Ontology annotation, cellular component: transcription elongation factor complex. Lineage: Eukaryota; Metazoa; Arthropoda; Insecta; Diptera; Culicidae. The record is from RefSeq and is a predicted model, not a curated record. Bases 1 to 2235 code for a protein of 744 amino acids.